This is a messenger RNA of Arachis duranensis, 1107 nucleotides long. RefSeq names its product nuclear cap-binding protein subunit 2. Bases 147 to 923 code for a protein of 258 amino acids. Gene Ontology annotation, molecular function: RNA cap binding. Gene Ontology annotation, cellular component: nuclear cap binding complex. The transcript has 9 exons. The record is from RefSeq and is a predicted model, not a curated record. NCBI's taxonomy places the organism in Eukaryota, Viridiplantae, Streptophyta, Magnoliopsida, Fabales, Fabaceae. Gene Ontology annotation, biological process: mRNA cis splicing, via spliceosome.
CGUGUGAGUGAGUGGGUUGAGUUACUCUCGAGCAGCUUGUUCCGAAACCUACUCUACGGAGCUCCUCCAAAUCCUCCCCCAAAUCCGUCGCCACCGUCGCCGUUGUUGUUUUCAAACAGUGUCGCUACUGAGUUAUAGAAGAACGCAUGGCUUCGUUAUUUAAGGAUCCAGCGAAGCUUUCAGCUUAUCGAGAUAGAAGAUUUCCCGGAAAUCAGGAGGAGUUUGAGCAUGCUCUGCAGACAUCAACAACGGUUUAUGUUGGAAAUAUGUCAUUUUACACGACAGAGGAGCAAGUUUAUGAGCUGUUUUCCCGAGCUGGAGAAAUCAAGAAGAUCAUCAUGGGCUUGGAUAAGAACUCGAAAACACCAUGCGGCUUCUGUUUUGUUCUAUAUUACUCACGUGAAGAUACAGAGGAUGCUUGCAAAUAUAUAAGUGGGACAAUACUUGAUGAUCGCCCCAUUCGUGUUGAUUUUGAUUGGGGGUUCCAAGAUGGAAGACAAUGGGGCCGUGGUCGUAGCGGUGGCCAGGUUCGUGAUGAAUACCGAACUGAUUAUGAUCCUGGUAGAGGUGGUUAUGGGAAGUUGGUCCAGAAAGAGUUAGAAGUACAAAGGCAGCUUGUAGACUAUGGCGCUGGUUCUUUGGGUUCUUUCCCACCUGUUAUUCCGCAUUCAUAUGGUAGACAUGGCGGAGGCCAUGGCCAUGCUCAUGGUCAUGGUGGAUCCCAUCGGCAUGGUAGAGACUACCAUAGGAAGAGAUACAGAGAUGAUGACCGCCACCCUCCACAUGAAUCCUCAAAGAGAACAUCAGAUCAUGAAUCUCGGAGAAAUGCUGACCCUGAUUCCAGACCGGAAAAAAAUCCACGAUUUCGCGAGAGUGGUGAUUCUGACGAGGAUGAGGAAGAUGAUCGAAAGAGACGGGCUUAAUCAGAAUUUCAUAAAUAAUGUACUAGUUUUACACAAAUUUUUACAGACUAUUAAAAGUGGAAGAUUGUGGUGUCUAUCAAUGAAAAUUGCAAAGAUUGAAUUGUUAACCCUUAAUUCUGGGUUGGAUACUUGGAUCUGCUACUUGUGGUAGUGCCAUGUUAUGUAUUAUUAUUUCUUCUUUUGA